GGUUCUAAAACAAAUGAAAUUCAGUCAGUGUCAGUGAUGGAGGGAGAUUCUGUCACUUUACACACUUAUGUUACUAAAACUCAUGAAGAUGAUGAUAUACUGUGGAAAUUUGGAGCUGAAAAGUCUCUCAUAGCUAAAAUCAGCAUUGAGAAGCAAAUCUCCUUCCCAUAUGAUGUUCCUGAUGGGAGAUUCAGAGACAGACUGAAGCUGGACAAUCAAACUGGAUCUUUGACAAUCACAAACAUUACAACUGAACAUGCUGGACUCUAUCACCUAGAGAUAAAUGGACCUAUGUGGUCAUCAAAAACAUUCAGUGUUUCUGUCUAUGCUCAUCUGCCCACUCCUAAAAUGAUCAGAGAUUGUUCAUCAGCAUCAUCAUCAUCAUCGUAUUGUUCAUUGGUGUGUUCAGUGGUGAAUGUGAGUCAUGUGACUCUCUCCUGGUACAAAGGAAACAGUUUAUUGUCCAGCAUCAGUGUGUCUGAUCUCAGCAUCAGUCUCUCUCUACCUCUGGAGGUGGAAUAUCAGGAUAAAAACAGCUACAGCUGUGUGCUCAACAAUCCCAUCAGCAACCAGACCGGACAUCUCAACAUCAGCAAACUCUGUCAGCCAUGUUCAGGUAUGCUGGGCCUACCCUUGUUUUACAUAGUGCUGCUCUCUGCUGCUGCUGGACCUCUGUUAAUUGUAGCUGUAGUUGGGAUCUUCUGCAUCUGCGAGAAAUGUAGAAAAAUUGACAGAGAAGGCAAGUAUUGA
Sinocyclocheilus grahami is the source of this 750-nucleotide messenger RNA. RefSeq names its product SLAM family member 5-like. The transcript is spliced from 3 exons. NCBI's taxonomy places the organism in Eukaryota, Metazoa, Chordata, Actinopteri, Cypriniformes, Cyprinidae. The record is from RefSeq and is a predicted model, not a curated record. Bases 37 to 750 code for a protein of 237 amino acids.